Messenger RNA from Brassica oleracea var. oleracea, 1641 nucleotides. Its product is annotated as tubulin beta chain. The record is from RefSeq and is a predicted model, not a curated record. Gene Ontology annotation, cellular component: cytoplasm; microtubule. Bases 108 to 1448 code for a protein of 446 amino acids. The transcript is spliced from 3 exons. Gene Ontology annotation, biological process: microtubule cytoskeleton organization; mitotic cell cycle. Lineage: Eukaryota; Viridiplantae; Streptophyta; Magnoliopsida; Brassicales; Brassicaceae. Gene Ontology annotation, molecular function: GTPase activity; structural constituent of cytoskeleton; GTP binding.
UUUUCUGCAUAAAUUAUUUUCUCAUCUGUCUCGGGAAACAAUUCAGAAAAACAUUUCUUUCUCCGGACACAAAGCAUAUUCCAUUUUUCAAAUUUUCCCGGGAAAAAAUGAGAGAGAUCCUUCACAUACAAGGCGGACAAUGCGGGAACCAAAUCGGAGCCAAGUUCUGGGAGGUGAUCUGCAACGAGCACGGCAUCGAUCCGUCGGGAAAGUACGACGGCGACUCCGAUCUUCAGCUGGAGCGGAUCAACGUCUAUUACAACGAGGCAAGCGGUGGGAGGUACGUACCACGCGCUGUCCUGAUGGAUCUUGAGCCGGGAACCAUGGACUCAAUUAGAUCUGGUCCUUUCGGACAGAUUUUCCGACCGGAUAACUUCGUCUUCGGACAAUCCGGCGCAGGUAAUAACUGGGCUAAGGGUCAUUACACGGAGGGAGCUGAACUUAUUGAUUCAGUUCUCGAUGUUGUUAGAAAGGAAGCUGAGAAUUGUGACUGCUUACAGGGGUUUCAAGUUUGCCACUCGUUGGGUGGAGGAACAGGCUCUGGCAUGGGAACGCUUCUCAUCUCAAAGAUAAGAGAAGAGUAUCCAGAUCGUAUGAUGCUCACGUUUUCGGUUUUUCCAUCUCCUAAAGUCUCUGACACAGUCGUGGAGCCAUACAACGCUACUCUCUCUGUUCACCAGCUUGUCGAGAACGCCGAUGAAUGCAUGGUUUUGGACAAUGAAGCUCUGUACGACAUCUGUUUCCGCACCCUGAAACUUGCCACUCCAACUUUUGGAGAUCUAAACCACCUGAUCUCUGCAACCAUGAGCGGUGUAACAUGCUGUCUCCGUUUCCCUGGUCAACUCAACUCCGACCUCCGCAAGCUCGCGGUCAACCUAAUCCCCUUCCCUCGUCUCCAUUUCUUCAUGGUCGGUUUCGCACCUCUCACAUCCCGCGGCUCGCAGCAAUACCGCGCCUUAUCAGUACCCGAGCUCACCCAACAAAUGUGGGACGCCAAGAACAUGAUGUGCGCCGCUGACCCAAGACACGGACGUUACUUAACCGCGUCAGCAAUGUUCCGCGGCAAAAUGAGCACUAAGGAAGUGGACGAGCAGAUGAUCAACGUCCAGAACAAAAACUCUUCUUACUUCGUUGAAUGGAUCCCCAACAACGUCAAGUCCAGCGUCUGCGACAUUCCUCCUAAGGGUCUCUCGAUGGCGUCGACCUUUGUUGGUAACUCGACUUCGAUCCAGGAGAUGUUUAGGAGGGUGAGCGAGCAGUUCACGGCGAUGUUCAGGAGGAAGGCUUUCUUGCAUUGGUAUACAGGAGAAGGGAUGGAUGAGAUGGAGUUUACCGAAGCGGAGAGCAACAUGAAUGACCUUGUGGCUGAGUAUCAGCAGUACCAGGACGCUACAGUUGAUGAGGAGGAGUGUGAAGAGGAAGAGGAAGAUGAAGAGCUCGAGGCUUGAGAUUUUUUAGAUCGUUGAUUAAGUUUGUUUUCGUAUUUUGUGCUGUCUUUGAUUGAUUGUCUGUUGUUUUGGGUGUAAAUUGUAAUGAAAACUAAUUUGUGGGUGAAUCUGUAAAACAGAAGAUGAGGUUUUGCCGUUUUGGUCCUGAUCUUUCUUGUUUCGGUUUAUAUAUAUGGUUAAGGUUUGGUUUUAA